AUGGCAAAGGAAAAGAAGGCGGGCGUGCCUCACCUAUCGGGCACGCGCUCGGAGCGGCCGGACGAUCUUUGGCACAUCGAUCUGUGUGGGCCGAUGAAGGCCUCGCUGGGGGGAUCGUUUUUCAUCAUCAUAAUCGUGGACAGCUCCUCGCGGUGGAUGAAGCUGUACGGGAUGAGGCGCAAGUCGGACACCCUCGCCUCCGUCAACAAGUUCCUCGCCGACGUGAGUGGCACCGGUGUCCCUCGCUCUUUCCGCAUGAACAACGGGGGGGAGUUCAUCAGCCGCGACUUCAUUGCCUUCUGCGACAACGCCGGCAUCGGCCGUACGUACACGGUGCUGGGCACCCCGCAGCAGAAUGGUCCGGCGGAGAGUGCGAUCUGGCGCGUGAACAAGGCCGGCCACGCCACUCGUCUCAAGGCACGCCGCCUGUUCCCCAAGAUCAACUUCACCCGCGUCCCCGGCUUCGGACGCGAUGGCGAGCGACUUUGGCUAGAGUCGUGUCACUGGGCUGCCGGCGGCUUCAACCGUUCUCCGACCAAGGCAAACGUCGGGAACAAGUCGCCGCACGAGCUCUUCACCGGUCGCCCGCCCCCGCUACAGAUCGUCCCGUUCUUGCAGCCGGGGUACAUGCGUGUGACGCGCGUGCGGAAGAUAGACCCCCAGGCAGCGCUAUGCUGCUACCUCAACAACGGCGACAACCAUCACGAGUCGGCGGUCAAGGCGCUGCCGGCAACUUCCACACCACCAUCGCCGGCGGCGCCGUCUAUCGCAGCCACACCACCGCCACUGGUCGCUGCGCCGCCUGCAACGCCGCACGCCGCAUCGCCACCGGUCACCGCGCCGCCUGCAACGCCGCUCGCCGCCGCGCCACCGUUCACCACCACCGCGCCGCCUGCAACGCCGCUCGCCGCCGCGCCACCGUUCACCACCACCGCGCCGCCUGCAACGCCGUUCGCCGUCGCGCCGCCCGGUGCCGCGCCAUCGACCAACAUGCCGCCGCUCACUACGAGGACCAUCCGUGAACUGGACGUGGGGCGCGGGGACAUGAGUGUUUCUGGGCGCACGAGGGCAGCCACCAAGGACCAAGGGGGGGGGCGGGCGUCGUCAAUGCCGCCCCUCUCUGCCAGGGCCAAUCGAGAGCUGGACUUGGGACAAGAGACGCGGGUGCCAGGGAGGUUGAGGGGUCGGGGGGUGCGUUUCCAGGAUGAGGGGGCCGAGCAGUCGACGUCACAUGGCGGGAGCGGCGACGCUCCCGCCCACCGCUUCGGGCUUGUAUCCCUGCAGGACAAGGCAACGCUCCUGUCGACUCUCACCACUCGCAGCGUCGUCGAUGGGGGGAGAAACGAGAUCCCGAGUUCAGCCGGAGGACAGAGUGUUGUCAAGGCCAAGUGGGUGUUGAAUUGGAAGUCUGAUGAGCAUGGAUGGCCGACUAGUGUGAAACCACGGCUGGUAGCGAGAGGAAAUAUGCAGCGAGUACAUGUAGAUUGUGGAGAGACGUAUGCACCGACUGCAGCGGUUUCUAGCGUUCGCUUGUUGGCAGCGAUGGCGUGUGAGCAUCUUUCUCCUCGUCAUUUUGACAUCAAACAAGCAUUUGUCCAGUCGGAUUUGGAUGAGGAUGUUUUCAUGCGUCUGUCAAAGGGGUGUGUGUGGUGGAUUGUCAGGGACCUCAACACCAUGGUACCGGUGAAGAAUCUUGGUGGCUUGAGAUGGUACUCUGGAUGUUUUUAUGAGAGAGAUUGGGAUGCAGGGACUUUGAAGAUCUCGCAGCAGACGUACGCUGAAGAGUUGGGGAUGGAGUUUGGGGUAGAGUACGGGAAGGAAAUUCCCCUUCCUGUACGGUUGAAGCUUUCAGAGUUUGACCAGGAUGAGGAAGUGGUAUCAUGGCCUUUUCGUAAGCUGAUAAGAUCAUUGACGUGGCUGGCAACGCAAACCAGGCCAGAUAUCGCGAAUGCAGUAAGCGCUGUAGCACGGUACUGUGCUUCUCCCAAAGAAGUUCGUUGGAGAGAAGGUCUUGGUAUUUUGGGGUAUGUGGUAAGGACUAGUGACUUGGGGAUUACAUUCAGGAGGGGUAGUGUAGCAGGGUUGAGCAUGGAGGUGUUCGCAGACGCAGACUACGCAAAGGCAGAGUAUGUCUCCCUUGCGGAUGUGAUGAAGGAAUUGUUGUUGCUGAGGCAGGUAAGGCGUUUCAUGUUGCCAGAAGCAGGAAUGCCGUGUAUUCCGGUGUUCGAGGAUAACCAGGGGGCAAUUCAGUUGGCGCAGAAGCCGAUUAGCAACAGCAGUAACUCGAAGCACAUCGACGUAAGGCACCACUUUAUCAGGGAACUGGUAGGCAGGAAGGAGAUUUCGAUUUUUAACGUGAAAUCGGCGUAUCAACAUGCCGACUUCCUCACGAAGGCACUUAACGUGGGAGAUUGAGUUCAUCGGAACUUCGUAAUGAGUAUGAACUAAUCCUGGUGUUUGGGUUUAUUUUGUGUGUCAUUAAGCAACUGGGGUGGCAACGUUUUACACAUUUGCCUAUGGUUUUUCUCAAUGGAUGGUGUUCUAGGCUGAGGGGCAAUUAGUGUAGUAAAGUUCGAAGAAGUACAACUGGUGUACAACUGGUGUGAUCGGGGACGGGUGUUGAUGUCUAGCCAAGAAGGCUGUUGUUCUGGAGUUGUGUUGAGUUUCUGAGUUUAUUUUCUUGUGUUUUGGAGUCAUUGAGGAUCGAAAAAAGACGUGGCAUGGUCACAAGCAGGGGAGCUGAUAGAUAUACUUGUAGCAAUGCCAAGUGGUUGACACGGAAUGUUCCCAUUGAAUGAUGUUGCGCGGAAUACUGUAGGAUUGUGUGGUACGUGGAAUAUAUUUCCAGGGUGUGCAGAGUACCCCUGUUGUAUACUGCCUCGCCCCUCUUUGGUGGUGCGUGCGCGUGUGCGUUCAGUCCAUGUGAAGAAAUUUUUGCAUCAAACCCAACACGUCUUUCCUCCUUGGCGCGAGCACGUUGAGUUGCCGACACCCUAUUACAACGCACGUCUUGCGACAAGCUAUCCCCAGUUCGGAUCAUCCUAACAAGCCUUUUCACAUCUCGAUAGCCGUGAUGACCUCAGCGCUCACGAGAACAUCAUUCGCGAUGCAGCUUUCGGACGGAUUUCAUCUAUUAGGAGUGCACCCUCACAGAAUGUGGCGUCUUGCAGCAGCGGAGGUGGCGGUGCUGCUGUAGCUCGUAGACUUUGUAGUCUACCACAGAGGUUACACUGCUGUCACCGCUCUAUCACAGAGGUUGGUCUACACUGCUGUGAGAUCGGUAGGCCCGAGCGAGCUUUGGAAAGAGAAAUGCAGAUAGAUGUUCUUAUCAACUGACUCCCUGGUCAGGCUUUGAUGGGUGCUAGAUGAGAGUGAGCACAAGGGGCGAAGGCGCGCUUGUGUCUCAUCUCAACAACAAAAC
Molecule: messenger RNA, 3421 nt
Organism: Ectocarpus sp. CCAP 1310/34
Lineage: Eukaryota; Phaeophyceae; Ectocarpales; Ectocarpaceae
Source: the annotation of a GenBank genome assembly